This is a messenger RNA of Elaeis guineensis (African oil palm), 2388 nucleotides long. Its product is annotated as sulfate transporter 3.1. Gene Ontology annotation, molecular function: secondary active sulfate transmembrane transporter activity. Gene Ontology annotation, biological process: sulfate transmembrane transport. Lineage: Eukaryota; Viridiplantae; Streptophyta; Magnoliopsida; Arecales; Arecaceae. Gene Ontology annotation, cellular component: membrane. The record is from RefSeq and is a predicted model, not a curated record.
CCACCUCCACCUCUCUCAUCCUCCACAUCCCUUUCUCCUCCCUCCCUAUCUCCCUCCCUCUAAAAUAAUUAGCUAGGUUCCCCAUCUCUAUUGCUAGCAGGACCCAACACCUCCAUAUUUAAACUUUUAAGAUUUUGGACAAGGUGCAAAGCACUGCUAGCUGAUGGUAAUGACGAACAACAACCUCGUGUUCCCCGGCACUAUGACCGGGGUGGAGUGCACGCGCCGCGUCCCAGUCCCGCCGUCGCGGCCCUUCCUUGAGACCUUUCAUGCCAACCUCAAGGAGACCUUCUUUCCUGACGACCCCUUCCGGCAAUUCAAACAUGAGAGGGGUAUCCGUAGGCUUUUCCUCGGCCUGCAGUACUUCAUUCCGGUCCUCGAAUGGGUUCCGAGCUACUCAUUCAAUUUCUUCAAGUCAGAUCUUAUCGCCGGGAUCACCAUUGCUAGCCUUGCAAUACCUCAAGGGAUUAGCUAUGCCAAGCUCGCAAACCUGCCACCAGUUCUAGGCUUAUAUUCGAGCUUUGUGCCGCCACUGAUAUAUGCGAUGCUGGGGAGCUCACGCGAUCUGGCCGUGGGGACGGUGGCCGUGCCAUCGCUGCUGAUAGCGUCGAUGGUGGGAAAGGAGGUGUCGGCAUCACAGCACCCGGCGUUGUAUCUUCACUUGGCAUUCACCGUCACAUUCUUCGCCGGAGUCUUUCAGGCGACCUUGGGAUUGUUGAGGCUUGGUUUCAUAGUGGACUUCCUCUCACAUGCAACCAUAGUUGGCUUCAUGGGAGGAGCAGCUACAGUGGUGUGCCUCCAGCAGCUAAAGGGGAUGCUUGGCCUCCAACAUUUCACCACAGCCACCGACCUUGUCUCUGUCAUGGAAUCUAUCUUCACUCAAACGCACCAGUGGAGGUGGGAAAGCGUGGUUCUUGGAUGUAGCUUCCUCUUCUUCCUUCUGCUCACCAGAUUCUUGAGCAAGAGACGGCCCAAGUUCUUCUGGCUUUCUGCAGCGACCCCACUGAUAUCAGUGAUACUGGGGAGCCUUCUGGUGUACCUUACUCAAGCUGAAAACCAUGGAGUACAAGUGAUUGGUUACCUGAAGAAGGGCCUAAAUCCACCCUCAGUUACCACUUUGAUCUUUUCGCCGCCAUACAUGAUGCUAGCACUGAAGACCGGCAUAAUCACUGGCAUAAUUGUCCUAGCUGAAGGAAUCGCAGUUGGACGAAGUUUUGCCAUGUUCAAGAGCUACCACAUCGAUGGUAACAAAGAGAUGAUUGCUUUUGGGAUGAUGAAUAUCGUUGGAUCGCUAACAUCAUGCUACCUGACCACUGGACCAUUUUCACGAUCGGCUGUGAACUACAAUGCUGGUUGCAAGACAGCGAUGUCGAAUGUAGUCAUGGCAGCUGCUGUGAUGAUCACUCUAUUGUUUCUAACACCGUUGUUCCACUACACCCCUCUGGUGGUCCUCUCUGCCAUCAUCAUUGGAGCAAUGCUUGGACUUAUCGACUAUGAGGCAGCAGUCCACCUCUGGCAUGUCGACAAGAUCGACUUCUUUGUGUGUAUUGGUGCAUACUUCGGGGUUGUGCUCGGUAGUGUUGAGAUCGGAUUAGUCAUUGCAGUUGCAAUCUCCAUAUUUAGGGUUUUAUUGUUUGUGGCAAGGCCGAGAACAACCGUGCUUGGCAACAUUCCAAAUUCAAUGAUCUACCGACGAAUAGACCAAUAUCCGGUAGCCCAAAGUGUACCUGGAGUAAUUAUCCUCCAUAUUGAUGCUCCGAUCUACUUCGCUAAUGCUAGCUACUUAAGAGAGAGAAUCUCGCGAUGGAUUGAUGAGGAGGAAGACAAGCUUAAAUCGGUGGGGAAGACUGGCUUGCAGUAUGUAAUCUUGGACUUGGGUGCUGUGAGCAGUAUUGACACCAGUGGAAUUAGCAUGCUAGAUGAGGUCAAGAAAAGUGUGGAUAGAAGGGGGCUUCAGCUUGUGUUAGCAAAUCCUGGAAGUGAAGUAAUGAAGAAGCUAGAUAAAUCGGCAGUCCUUGAAGCCAUUGGCCAACAAUGGAUCUUCCUAACAGUAGGAGAUGCGGCCGCCGCAUGCAACUUCAUGCUCCACACAUGCAAGCCUGGGACUGGCACCGACGACGCCGUGGUUGGCGACAAUAUUGCCUAAGAAAUCAAGAAAUAGCUUCAAUGUGACAACAAAUGAGAGGAGAUGGAGACCGAGACACAUUUGUUCCUUUAAUUUGCACCUAAGUCUAAGCUGAAAGCUUCUGGUUUAGUGAAGGGAGGCUUUUCUUCUAAUCUCCUUGAGUCAAAAAUCUUAUUUUGUAAUAUGCUAGAGAAGUUAAUGAUGAAUUACUUCCUUUUUUGGGUUGGGAUCAAAUGCAACUCUUGCGGUUCACACGCUUACAA